Messenger RNA from Radiomyces spectabilis, 1720 nucleotides. RefSeq lists its product as uncharacterized. The coding region runs from base 99 to 1472 and encodes 457 amino acids. The record is from RefSeq and is a predicted model, not a curated record. NCBI's taxonomy places the organism in Eukaryota, Fungi, Mucoromycota, Mucoromycetes, Mucorales, Radiomycetaceae. Gene Ontology annotation, molecular function: protein binding. The transcript is spliced from 2 exons.
CUUAUGACUAUUUAAACCCUUUUUCUCAAUAACUCAAAAUAAGGAAGCAAUUGCCUAUUUCAUUUUGAAUUGUCACCUGUUUUCCUUCGAACCUUAUCAUGUUCAAGCCAAAACGAUCAACAUUGCUCCCUCCAACAAUACCAUCCGCCAACGGCAAAAUAAGCAUUCAAAAUUUUGUAUCUUUGCUGCCUCAGGAAAUAGUAGGCAUUAUCUUUUCGCAUUUGCCCUUCGAUGAAUUGCUCCGUCAUUGCCCUGAGGUAUCCAAAACCUGGCACAAUUUUAUUAUGAACUGGGGCCCGUUGUGGAAAGAACCCCACUACCUUACAAAUCCUCCUCCCCACUAUUUCAGGUACAUGCUUUCCGCAAAUUUACGAUGCCUUUCUGUUUUCCGCGUGGGUGGCUAUCUCAAUGAGGAGAAGAUGGUUAAACUCCUCCAAAUGCUUGUCGACAAGAAAUGCGAAAAUAUCCGGAAACUGGAGCUAUACUAUUGUCGAUUCCCAUCUUCUGUCUUCCUUCGAACGCUCGGUUAUAUUGGCAACCAGAUGACGCACUUGCGGUUGGAUGAAUGCGAGAUAGACCUGGAAACCAUGUCCCAAGUGAUCCAAUACACCCAAAAUACCUUAAUAGAGUUAUCGAUUCUCAAUGGCGAAUCCAGCAAUUCAUGGACUCAACCUUGGAUACUCCCUUCGACAUUCCCAUCGAAACUCAAACUUCGCUCAAUAUCUCUAACUAUGCCACGCUUGCACCGUCCCAUUGCUGCAACAAUUUACGGAUUAUUGAUCGCCGCAUGUCCCGAUCUUCGACAUAUUUAUUUAUUCCAUCGCGACAAUGACGCCUCAGGUCUCUUUCGAAUACUCAGAGCACAUUGCCCGCUUUUAGAAAGCAUUUGCGUCGAUGCGACCCUCUUUAUGGACGAAGUUAACCCAUUUUACGACAACCCUCAAAUGCAAAAGGAAACAACGCGAGGGAGAUUACGUGAGUUUGCGAUAAAAUGCUUGAAGGAAACGCCGGAUGAAUAUAUCGAAGCUGCACUUGAUAAUCAACAAGAAACACUACGAAUCCUCAGAUUGGAAGAAUUGCCGGAACCCUGUAGAAUUCCCAGUUUUGUGAGCCAACAUGCAUGGCCCCAAUUACGAGAAGUAUCGCUGAAAGAUUCUCCGGAAUUUGAGGAAGACCAUCUGUGUGCCUUUUUCGAAAAAGCCCCCUUGCUAGAAGUCAUUAAUCUGUCACGUGUAGGACGUACGACUGAUCGCGUACUGGAAGUGAUGAGCAAAUUGAAGCAUUUGGAGGGGGUCGAUGUUUCACAUACCUCGGUCACAGGCGUUGGCGUGCGUAUGCUGCUGGAACAAUGCCGGACAUUGAUAUGGUUGGGAGUGAAUGGUUGCUAUUCGAUAGAACCCGACGUCAUUCGAUACGCCCAAGAUCUUCUCGGGCAAUGCCAAGUAUACGAUUCUGAUUAUGAUUUAUAUUAGAAAGGGCCACAUCGAGAUCUUCACAAUCCCCAAUUAUAUUGUACUAGUGUUUAUAUGGAACUGCCUUGGACUUAACAUUUUACAGUAAAUAAAAAUCGUAACGAGCUUUUACUACAAUGGGGAUGUCCGUGGAAACAGAAUGCACUCAAAUUGAUUUAUUUGUCAUGAGAUUGCCGUGAAUAGCUGCUUCUCUUGUGCGAGGUUCUCAAACGGUCGAUACAUUUUGCAAUAAAGCACCGAAUACUGUG